AUGGCUCAGGCGGCCAAACAGCUGAAGAAAAUCAAAGACAUCGAGGCGCAGGCCCUCCAGGAGCAGAAGGAGAAGGAGGAAUCCAACAAGAAGCGGCGCAACCGCUCCCGUGACCGCAAGAAGAAGGCCGAUGCUGCUACCAGCUUCCUGAGGGCGGCACGCUCGGGAAACCUGGACAAGGCUCUGGAUCACCUGCGCAAUGGAGUGGAUAUCAACACCUGUAACCAGAACGGGCUGAACGGCUUGCAUCUGGCGUCUAAGGAGGGCCACGUGAAGAUGGUGGUCGAGCUACUGCACAAAGAGAUUAUUCUAGAAACAACGACCAAGAAGGGGAAUACCGCUCUGCAUAUAGCUGCCCUUGCUGGUCAGGAUGAGGUGGUCCGGGAGCUGGUCAACUAUGGAGCCAACGUCAAUGCCCAGUCUCAGAAAGGCUUUACCCCCCUCUACAUGGCGGCCCAGGAGAACCACUUGGAGGUGGUGAAGUUUUUACUGGAGAAUGGAGCCAAUCAGAAUGUAGCCACAGAAGAUGGCUUCACUCCGCUGGCCGUGGCUCUACAGCAGGGUCAUGAGAACGUGGUGGCUCACCUCAUCAACUACGGGACGAAGGGGAAAGUGCGCCUCCCCGCCCUGCACAUCGCAGCCCGCAAUGACGACACACGGACAGCUGCGGUGCUCCUGCAGAACGACCCCAACCCAGACGUGCUUUCCAAGACGGGAUUCACACCCCUCCACAUUGCAGCUCACUAUGAGAACCUCAACGUGGCCCAGCUGCUCCUCAACAGGGGAGCCAGUGUCAACUUCACACCUCAGAAUGGCAUCACACCACUGCACAUCGCCUCCCGCAGGGGGAAUGUGAUCAUGGUGAGACUCCUGCUGGACCGAGGGGCUCAGAUAGAAACAAGGACCAAGGACGAAUUGACGCCACUCCACUGUGCGGCUCGGAAUGGACACGUGAGAAUCUCAGAGAUCCUGCUGGACCAUGGGGCACCCAUCCAAGCCAAAACCAAGAAUGGCUUGUCCCCAAUUCACAUGGCGGCUCAGGGAGACCAUCUCGACUGUGUCCGGCUUCUAUUGCAAUACAAUGCGGAGAUAGACGACAUCACCCUGGAUCACCUGACUCCUCUCCACGUGGCAGCCCACUGUGGCCACCACAGGGUGGCCAAGGUUCUUUUGGACAAAGGGGCCAAGCCCAACUCCAGAGCCCUGAAUGGCUUCACCCCCUUACACAUCGCCUGCAAGAAAAACCACAUUCGCGUCAUGGAGCUGCUGCUGAAGACGGGCGCAUCCAUCGACGCGGUCACUGAGUCUGGACUGACACCCCUCCACGUGGCAUCCUUCAUGGGACACCUUCCUAUUGUGAAGAACUUACUGCAGCGGGGAGCGUCACCCAACGUCUCCAAUGUGAAAGUAGAGACCCCAUUGCACAUGGCAGCCCGAGCAGGGCAUACCGAAGUGGCCAAAUAUUUGCUCCAGAACAAAGCAAAAGUCAAUGCCAAGGCCAAGGAUGACCAGACGCCGCUUCACUGUGCUGCUCGCAUCGGCCACACAAGCAUGGUGAAGCUCCUCCUGGAGAAUGGUGCCAGCCCCAACCUGGCUACCACUGCUGGCCACACGGCCCUGCAUACCGCAGCCCGCGAGGGCCACGUGGACACAGCCCUGGCCCUUCUGGAGAAGGAGGCAUCCCAAGCCUGCAUGACCAAGAAAGGAUUUACCCCUCUCCAUGUGGCUGCUAAGUAUGGGAAAGUACGAGUGGCCGAGCUGCUUCUAGAACACGAUGCACAUCCCAACGCGGCUGGAAAGAAUGGCUUGACUCCCCUGCACGUAGCCGUCCAUCACAACAACUUGGACAUCGUCAAGCUCCUGCUCCCCCGAGGUGGCUCCCCGCACAGCCCUGCCUGGAACGGCUACACUCCUUUGCACAUUGCUGCCAAGCAGAACCAGAUAGAGGUGGCCCGGAGUCUGCUGCAGUAUGGAGGGUCGGCGAAUGCCGAGUCUGUGCAAGGCGUGACCCCACUGCACCUUGCUGCCCAAGAGGGCCACACAGAGAUGGUCGCUCUUCUCCUGUCAAAGCAAGCCAAUGGCAACCUGGGAAAUAAGAGUGGACUCACUCCUCUCCACCUGGUAGCACAAGAAGGCCAUGUUCCAGUGGCAGACGUGCUGAUCAAACAUGGUGUCACAGUGGAUGCUACCACCCGGAUGGGUUACACCCCGCUCCACGUGGCCAGUCAUUAUGGAAACAUCAAGCUGGUGAAGUUUUUGCUACAGCACCAGGCAGACGUCAAUGCCAAGACCAAGCUAGGAUACAGUCCCUUGCACCAGGCGGCUCAGCAAGGCCACACAGACAUUGUGACGCUGCUCCUGAAGAACGGUGCUUCCCCGAACGAGGUCAGCUCGAACGGAACCACACCUCUGGCAAUAGCCAAGCGUUUGGGCUAUAUCUCUGUAACAGAUGUGCUCAAGGUGGUCACGGAUGAAACCAGUGUAGUGUUAAUCAGCGACAAACAUCGGAUGAGCUACCCUGAGACGGUGGAUGAGAUCCUGGAUGUGUCUGAAGACGAAGGAACCGCUCAGAUAACUAUAAUGGGUGAAGAACUUGUCGGCUCCCAGGCUGCGAGGCGGGACUCCCGGGAUGUGGGUGAGGAGAAAGAGCUGUUGGAUUUUGUGCCGAAGCUAGACCAAGUGGUGGAAUCUCCAGCCAUUCCAAGGAUCCCUUGUGUCACACCUGAGACUGUGGUCAUCAGAUCUGAAGACCCAGAACAGGGAUCUAAAGAGUAUGAUGAGGACUCACUAAUCCCCAGUAGCCCAGCCACAGAGACCUCAGACAACAUUAGCCCCGUGGCCAGCCCCGUCCACACAGGGUUCCUGGUGAGCUUCAUGGUUGAUGCCCGGGGAGGAUCCAUGAGAGGGAGCCGUCAUAAUGGCCUGAGGGUGGUGAUCCCUCCCCGGACAUGCGCAGCACCCACACGUAUCACCUGCCGCUUGGUCAAGCCUCAGAAGCUGAACACACCACCCCCACUGGGUGAGGAAGAGGGCCUAGCCAGCAGGAUCAUUGCGUUGGGACCUACGGGGGCCCAGUUCCUUAGCCCCGUGAUUGUGGAAAUCCCCCAUUUCGCCUCGCAUGGCCGUGGGGACCGUGAACUGGUGGUUCUGAGGAGCGAAAAUGGCUCUGUGUGGAAAGAGCACAAGAGCCGUUAUGGAGAAAGCUACCUGGACCAGAUCCUUAACGGCAUGGACGAAGAGCUGGGGAGCUUGGAGGAGCUGGAGAAGAAACGCGUGUGCCGCAUCAUCACCACUGACUUCCCCCUGUACUUUGUGAUCAUGUCCCGGCUCUGCCAGGACUACGACACCAUCGGUCCUGAAGGGGGCUCCCUGAAGAGCCGGCUGGUGCCCCUGGUACAGGCAACGUUCCCCGAAAACGCUGUCACCAAGAAAGUGAAGCUGGCUCUGCAGGCACAGCCUGUCCCAGACGAGCUGGUGACCAAGCUCCUAGGUAACCAGGCCACAUUCAGCCCCAUUGUCACCGUUGAGCCAAGGCGCCGGAAAUUCCACCGUCCCAUUGGGCUUCGAAUCCCGCUCCCUCCCUCCUGGACUGACAACCCCAGGGACAGUGGGGAGGGAGACACCACCAGCCUGCGCCUACUGUGCAGCGUCAUCGGUGGAACUGACCAAGCCCAGUGGGAAGAUAUAACGGGGACAACCAAGCUUGUGUAUGCCAACGAGUGUGCCAACUUUACCACCAAUGUCUCGGCCAGGUUUUGGCUGUCAGACUGCCCUCGGACCGCGGAGGCUGUAAACUUUGCCACUCUGUUGUACAAAGAGCUCACCGCGGUCCCCUACAUGGCCAAGUUUGUCAUCUUUGCCAAGAUGAAUGACCCCCGGGAAGGACGGCUACGCUGCUACUGCAUGACGGACGACAAAGUGGACAAGACCCUGGAGCAGCACGAGAACUUCGUGGAGGUGGCACGGAGCAGGGACAUAGAGGUUCUGGAAGGAAUGCCUCUGUUUGCAGAACUCUCUGGGAACUUGGUGCCUGUCAAGAAAGCAACGCAACAGCGAAGCUUCCACUUCCAGUCAUUUCGAGAGAACCGCCUGGCCAUCCCUGUGAAGGUGAGGGACAGCAGUCGCGAGCCAGGAGGGUUCUUGUCGUUCCUGCGGAAGGCGAUGAAAUACGAGGACACCCAGCACAUCCUCUGCCACUUGAAUAUCACCAUGCCCCCCUGUACCAAGGGCAGUGGAGCAGAAGACAGGAGGAGGACGCUGACACCCCUGACCCUUCGAUAUAGCAUUCUCAGCGAGUCCCGGCUGGGUUUUACCAGUGAUACAGACCGUGUUGAUAUGAAGAUGGCGGUCAUCACGGAGCACCUCGGCCUCAGCUGGGCAGAGCUGGCCCGGGAGCUACAGUUCACCGUGGAGGACAUCAACCGGAUCCGCGUAGAAAACCCCAACUCCUUGUUGGAGCAGAGCGCAGCCUUGCUGACCCUCUGGGUGGCCCGAGAAGGCGAAAACGCGAAGUUGGAGAAUCUGUAUGCAGCCCUGCGGAACAUCGACAGAAGCGAGAUUGUUAACAUGCUGGAGGGCUCCGGCAGGCAGAGCCGCAACCUCAAACCUGACCGGCGGCAUGGGGACCGGGACUAUUCAUUGUCACCCUCCCAGAUGAAUGGUUACUCCUCGCUGCAGGACGAGCUGCUGUCCCCCGCCUCCCUGCACUACGCACUCCCCUCUCCACUGUGUGCAGACCAGUACUGGAACGAAGUGGCUGUCAUAGACGCCAUCCCCCUGGCGGCCACGGAGCAUGACACCAUGCUGGAGAUGUCUGACAUGCAGGUGUGGUCUGCGGGCCUCACACCCUCCCUGGUCACUGCUGAGGACUCCUCUCUGGAGUGCAGCAAGGCCGAGGACUCUGACGCCACGCAAGAGUGGAAGUUGGAGGGGGCACUCUCAGAGGAACCGCAGGGCCCGGAGCUGGGCUCUCAGGACCUGGUGGAGGACGACACAGUGGAUUCAGAUGCCACAAAUGGCCUGGCUGAUUUGCUAGGUCAGGAGGAAGGUCAGAGGUCAGAAAAGAAGAGGCAGGAGGUCUCAGGCACAGAGCAGGACACGGAGGCUGAGGUGUCUCUUGUUUCAGGCCAGCAGCGAGUUCACGCCCGAAUCACAGACUCACCCACAGUGAGGCAGGUGCUGGACACAAGCCAGGCCAGAACACUGGACUGGGAUAAACAGGGCUCCAUGGUGCCCGAUCUUCAAGAAGCUGCACAUAGUUCCUGGCAAGAGGAGGUCACACAAGGCCCGCACUCACUCCAGAGAAAGAUCACCACCAUCCAAGGGCCGGAGGCCAGCACGCUUCAGGAAUAUGAGCAGGUGCUGGUGUCUGCAAGGGAGCAUGUGCAGAGGGGCCCACCUGGGACUGAGAGCCCCCAGGCUGGCAAGGAACCAAGCGUGUGGGCAUCCGAGAGCACCUUCUCUCAAGAAGUACAGGGGGAUGAGCUUCAGAAUAUUCCAGGGGAGCAGGUGACGGAGGAACAAUUCACAGACGAACAGGGCAACAUUGUCACCAAGAAGAUCAUUCGCAAAGUCGUCCGGCAGGUAGAUUCCUCCGGUGCCAUCGACACCCCGCAGCACGAGGAGGUGGAGCUAAGAGGGAGUGGACUACAGCCGGACCUGCUAGAGGGCAGGAAGGGGGCUCAAAUAGUGAAGCGGGCCAGCCUGAAAAGGGGCAAACAGUGA
Molecule: messenger RNA, 5724 nt
Organism: Peromyscus eremicus (cactus mouse)
Lineage: Eukaryota; Metazoa; Chordata; Mammalia; Rodentia; Cricetidae
Gene: Ank1
Product: ankyrin 1
Exons: 43
Coding region: 1-5724 (1907 amino acids)
Biological process (GO): signal transduction
Molecular function (GO): protein binding
Source: RefSeq, a predicted model, not a curated record